Messenger RNA from Vespa velutina, 2538 nucleotides. It is a transcript of the gene mRF1, whose product is annotated as peptide chain release factor 1-like, mitochondrial. The coding region runs from base 532 to 1821 and encodes 429 amino acids. The transcript has 2 exons. Gene Ontology annotation, molecular function: translation release factor activity. The record is from RefSeq and is a predicted model, not a curated record. Gene Ontology annotation, biological process: translational termination. NCBI's taxonomy places the organism in Eukaryota, Metazoa, Arthropoda, Insecta, Hymenoptera, Vespidae.
AUGUGUAUUUAUUCUUCUCAUUCGUAAGCCUUAUGCGCACCAUCUAGCGAAAUGUUCUUUCUUUUCUUUUAAAGGAUAACUUUCUAUUAUUUCUAUCUAUAUUAUAAUAAUUAUUUCAAUGACUUUUUAAGUUAAAGAUAUCAAUUUGAAGUAACAAACGAUCGGUGUAUCAAAUUGUAUAGACGAUUUUCAUACAGAAAGACCAACGUUCUUAAUAAAAAAUUUAACUGAAUAUAUUCGACUAAAUUCAGAUUACAAGAAACAUAAAACAAUCAAAUCAAAUGUUUUCUUCGUAGAUGAAUUUUGAAUGAAGUUGUACUUCAUUUAUACGGCGAUAGACAUAACCAAAUAUAUAUCUUAGAAAUGAAAUAUUGAUUGUAUCAACUUUUUUAAAGUAUGUACAUAUUAACAAUUUUAUCCCGUCCACACUGAUUAGCAGACGAUACUCUUUAAGCGCACUCUUCAGUAUUCUUUUUUUCAAAUGGUUAAGCUAGGUAAAACUAGCGGUCUCAUUUGAAAUCUUGUAUUUGUAUGAUAUACAUCUUUUGGAUUAGAUUUUUUUUAACAACGAAAACAAUCAUGUUUCUUCUAAUAUUGUCAAGAAGAUUUAAUUUUCAUAGACGACCUAUAAUGAUAUAUGAUACUUCGCAAAGGUGUAAUUCUCUAAUCAACCUAAAUACAUUACAUAACCUCAAAGGAUUGUUUCGUUUCAUGUCAAAUAAUGUAUUUGCAUCACGUUUAAAUUUACCACUUUCUGAUAAUAGUAUUAAAAAGUAUUUAGAUUAUCUUUCUGAUACUUAUCAAAGUAAUCAAUGGAAGGAAAAUAAUUUUGUAAAAAUGAUUGAUAUAAAAUCUGUGGCAAGCACAUUGGAAGAUCGUAUUAAUAUUAAGGAAAAUGUAAAAUACUUGGAAGAUCUUGGUAAAGAAGACGAGGAAAUGAAACGAUUAGCCCAGGAAGAAGAAGUAAUAUAUAAAAAACAGUUGGAUGAUCUGGAUGAAAAGUUAUUGAAUAUAAUUCUGUAUGAUCUCGAUAAAGAAAAUUAUAACAAUAUUAUUCUUGAAAUAUCAGCUGGUGUUGGAGGUCAAGAGGCUAUGCUUUUUGUUGAAGAUCUUUAUAAAAUGUAUUUAGGAUAUGCAGAUUAUUUAGGAAUAGAACAUGAAUUAUUGGAGCUGGAUAAAAGUGAAAAUGGUAUAAGGCAUACUAGUAUUUUACUUAAAGGUAAUUUAGCUUUUAAAAAAUUUAGAUAUGAAGGAGGCGUUCAUAGAGUACAAAGAAUACCAAAAACUGAAAAAUUUGGUCGUAUGCAUACCAGUACAGUAUCAGUUGCUGUUUUACCAGAACCUACAGAUAUUGAAACUAAUUUAAAUCAUAAGGAUUUGAAGAUAGAAACAAUGCGAUCAUCAGGUGCUGGUGGUCAACAUGUAAAUACAACUGAUUCUGCAGUGAGAAUAACUCAUUGCCCAACUGGAAUAACAGUAUGUUGUGAAACGCAAAGAUCACAAAUAAAAAAUAAAGAAAUAGCACUCUUGAAGCUAAAAACUAUUUUAUAUCAACAAGAAUUGAAUAAACAAAUUGGGAUUGUUAGUGAAAUGCGUAAAAAGCAAAUGGGCUUAGGAUUCAGGAAUGAAAAGAUAAGAACAUAUAAUUAUAAUCAAGAUCGUAUCACGGAUCACAGAUUAGAAAAUGGAACGAUGCAUAAUUUAAAAUCGUUUAUGACAGGAGGCGAAGAAUUGGAAGAACUUGAAGGUAUAUUGCAUAGUAAUAUACAAAUGAAAAUUUUAGUGGAGAUGAUAAAUAAAUUAGAGUCCAAAACAAAAUAAUAUUUCAUUUCUUCAUAAAAUUUAUUUCUUCUUUUUUUUGACAAAAUUUUAUGUCAUGUAUAUAAGUGUUAAAUUGUAUAUAGUUUAAUCCAAUAAAUUAUACAAUAUUUAGGUAACAUUUAUAUUUUGUUAUAUAGGAUUCAUUCAAUAAAAUUUCGUAAUUUAUUUGAAAAAGAUACAACAAGAUUUUAAUAACGACGUGUCCAUAGGCACACAUUGUUUUUUAACUGUCAUAUAAUACAAUAAUAUACAAAAUUAAUAUCCAUAGUCUCUAUAAAUGUUAAAUGCCCACGCGCGCGCGAUAUAUAUAUUUUACAUCGAUUAAUGUACAUACAAAGCGCAAAUGAUCAUUGUUUAUUUAUGAAUGUGCGCUCGUAUAUGCGCCCCUGCUCGUAUAUGCACUAGAAUAUCACUAUAAACUUUUAUCUAUUGUGAUCACUAUGAAGAAUCGUUUUAGUAAUUGCAUAAUGGUUCUUACAGCGAGUAGAGUUCCGACAUAUUAACACAAGAUUCCUUCAUUAAACGAUUAACCUACAUGAGAAUGAAGUACUUUUACACCUACAACGUUAUUCUCAAGAAUUACUCUGUUCGUUUAAGUGGUAUUUAAAUGUUAUGUGUGUUGUAAAUGUUUCCUUUCUGUAUGUCAUUUUUUAUGAUGAUAUUGAUUUAAUAUUUAUUUACAAAAUAUGUAUCAAUAUACAACGUACUGAAACCUUA